UUAUGAAAUUAAAAUGAAAUGAUGAAAAAUAAUCCUCGAAAUCCAUCUUCCCCAGUCUUUUGCAAAUCCAAAUCCCUAAAUCCGUCCCUUGUCCAAAUACCCCAACGCAAUCCGAGUUCUCUGUUGAUUCGCCGUUGGUUGGCUGCAUCGCUUCUUCAACAACUGCUGAAUGCUGAUGAGUAAUGAUGCUAUUCCAGUUUAUCCAAUUUCGUGAAACCAUUUGAGCUCAGUUUGAAAGCGCCACUUUCUACGCUCAAGCCUCGUCAAUGGAGAACCAGGAAACGAUUACCGCCGAAGCUUCAAAUGCGGUGGCCAGUCACACUUUUCCUCGCCAUGUCGGAGGCCAGGAAGAUGCACAAGGCGAUGAGUUGGCUGAGCCGGAGCCGGAGCCGCACGGUCGGAGGAAGGAGAUUCUGAAAGCGCUGGAGGCAGUGGAGAGGGAUUCAGCUGCCAUAGCCGAGAGCUUCUCCUCUCUCUUCAGCUCUCUCCGCCAAUCACUCUCACAGGCUACUGGCUCUACGGUUGAACACAUGAACUGCUUCAGUGAUGCAGCUGGACGCCUUCAAGAAUGUGUGCUUGAUGCAUCAACAAAGGGAAAUCGAUACAUAAACUCUUGUCUGAGAUUAAAUGAAGAGAUGAAAGACAUGGAUGCUCUCGCAACAAAAUUAAAAAUUCUCAGGAGACAUGUUGAUGCACUGGACUCUGUGGUGAAUCGAGUUGUUCGUUCGCCUUAAUUGUUCGACAUUGACCAAAAACAACUUCCUUGCUCUUAUGGUCGUAAUGAAUUUUGUUGAUGCACUGGACUCUGUACUGGUUUAUGUUGUUUCUAUCCAGUUACCGAAGUUGAGAUGGCAAAAAUUUCCUAGCUGCCAACAAAUUAAUAGUAUUGCCUCCGCGGUAAGCUAGUUAUAUUUCUUUUUGGGAUGUUCAACUAUAAGUGAGUCAUUUUCUUUUUUAACAAAAACUCAUCUCUCUUAAUUUAUUCUUCACAUACUUUCUUUCUUUA
Messenger RNA from Salvia hispanica, 1006 nucleotides. RefSeq lists its product as uncharacterized. The record is from RefSeq and is a predicted model, not a curated record. NCBI's taxonomy places the organism in Eukaryota, Viridiplantae, Streptophyta, Magnoliopsida, Lamiales, Lamiaceae.